AUGUCUGAACAACCAUUGUUACAGAGUGCGCCAGGCAAGCGCAUCGCUCUCCCAACUCGGGUGGAACCCAAGGUCUUCUUUGCCAAUGAACGUACUUUCCUCUCUUGGCUCAACUUUACUGUCAUUCUCGGCGGUCUCGCCGUGGGUCUGCUCAACUUUGGUGACUCAGUCGGCCGUAUUUCAGCUGGCCUGUUCACGUUAGUAGCCAUGGCGGCUAUGAUAUACGCCUUAUUCACGUUCCACUGGCGAGCAAAGAGUAUUCGAGUAAGAGGUCAGGGUGGUUUCGACGACCGAAUCGGUCCCACCGUGCUGGCUCUGGCUCUUUUGGCAGCUGUGGUGGUCAACUUCGUGCUCCGAGUUGUCGGGGCAUGA
Molecule: messenger RNA, 372 nt
Organism: Rhinocladiella mackenziei CBS 650.93
Lineage: Eukaryota; Fungi; Ascomycota; Eurotiomycetes; Chaetothyriales; Herpotrichiellaceae
Product: vacuolar transporter chaperone 1
Exons: 2
Coding region: 1-372 (123 amino acids)
Cellular component (GO): fungal-type vacuole membrane; vacuolar transporter chaperone complex
Source: RefSeq, a predicted model, not a curated record